CUUUCAAUUCAAUCGUCUGCUCCGUUCCCACUUUCUUUCUCCGUCAUAUCCGAUUGCAAUUUUUCUCUUUUAUUCCUUUAAUUUUCUCGAAAAUCUCCAAACAUUCAAAAAAAUAUUUGAGCUUUAUGCAUAAUCUAGCUAAAACCUAAUUCAAUUUCACUUGAUGGAGGGCGAGGAUCAGGGUCCCAAUGUUCUAUCGAAAGAGACCCAGGUUUUGUAUUCUAGGGUUUCUGCUUUGUCCCUCCAUGAUGAGGCCAGCAAUUCGCCCAAGGAUAACAUGGGGCGUAAAUCUAGGGAGAACUGUGAUUCUCUGAGUGAUGUUGCUGCUGAUGACAACCAAGAAAUGAGUGUUUCCAGAGAAUGUGAUGCUAAGUUAUCACCUGUUGUCAUUCAGGAGUUCAAUGAUAAGAAGGAAGAGCAGAGAGUUGUACCACAAAAGCCUGGGAAAUACUUCUUUUAUGACUCUCCACUUUCUGAAGAUACUGGAGUUUGGAUACCAGUCUCAGUUCCACCUAUGCUUGAAAAUGAGAAUGAAGAAUGGGCCAGAAGUCUUCACUCGAAUGGGGGUUACUUCCCCGAUGGUGAUAUGGGAUGGAACCAGUACCUUGGGCAGGAGAAAGAGUUGACCAUGUGGGAUGUGAUAGUGGAAAUGAUACUUGCAGCCCGUGGAAAAGUUAGUGCUUUUGCUUCUGGUGAUAUUCAUAACUUUUCAUGGGUAUCAAGUCAUGUACUAGAGCAAGCUUGGCGAGAGAUGGCCCAAACUCUUACUGAGGUUAAUUUUGGUAACGUAGUGGAAAUUCUUGAAGCCGAGCCACCAAAGUGGUUGGCUGACAGUGCUGCUUCUUCCUGUAUGCUGUGUGGGGUGAGGUUUCAUCCAAUCUUGUGCUCGAGACAUCAUUGCAGGUUUUGUGGAGGAUUAUUUUGUGGUGAGUGUUCCAGAGGAAGGAGCUUAUUGCCAGCUAAGUUUCAUGUUUCUGAUCCCCAACGUGUCUGUGAUGUAUGCUGUGUGCGGCUUGAGACUGUCCAACCAUACUUAAUGGACCAAGUAAGCCAUGCUGCUCGUCUGCCAACCCAUGAUGUGACAGACCUUAGUACUUUGAGAUCCUGGGUUAAUUUUCCAUGGGGACAGUCCAUGGAUUAUGAAAUUUACAAGGCCACAAAUACAGUCCGGGGUUAUAUCACUAAGGUGGGCUCUUUGAUACCUGAGAAAUCCAUUCCAGAUGCCAUUCUUAGAGAAGCAAAAGGCCUGGCUAUACUAUCAAUUGCGAAAGUUGGUGUGAUGGUUACAUACAAUAUUGGAACGGGACUCGUGGUUGCUCGUAGAGAUGAUGGCUCAUGGUCUCCACCAUCUGCCAUUUCUUCAUUUGGUGUGGGAUGGGGAGCUCAGGCAGGUGGAGAGUUAACAGACUUUAUAAUAGUUUUGAGAACAACUGAUGCUGUCAAAACAUUCAGUGGUUGUGCUCAUCUUUCUCUUGGAGCUGGUUUGAGUGCAGCAGUUGGUGUUGUUGGGAGGGCAGUUGAAGCUGAUGUACGAGCUGGUGAUGGGGGUUGUGCUGCAUGUUAUUCAUACAGUUGCAGUAAAGGUGCAUUUGUUGGAUGCUCACUUGAAGGGAGCAUUGUCACAACCCGUUCACGAGUUAAUUCACGGUUCUAUGGCAGACAUUCAAUAACUGCAACUGAUAUAUUACUUGGCUCAAUGCCUAGGCCACCUGCUGCUGCUAUUCUCUACCAUGCACUUGAAGACCUAUAUAAGAAGCAUGAAAUGUAGGUGCCUGGUACUUGUCAUUAAGAGAUUCAACAUCAUGAUGAAAAUCUAUUAAGCCAAGAAUCUGUUUUUGUGCAUAGUCUGUGUUACCGUUCUUUCCCGGUUAUUAGGCAAAUGUCUACAUGGCAUAGGCAUUAAGUGGGAAAAUGAAAGCAAAAUGUUCACCAUCGAAAUGUACAGUGACAAAUCUUUGGUGUUGUAUAUAUGAUUUAAAGUUGUUCAUUGGGACAAAAGAACAAAUUUGAAAAGAUAAAAUAUUAAAGCUUUCGGUGCAUGCUUUCCAAUUUCCAUAUGUUUCAAUGUUCUGUCAUAGACUCAUAGCCGAGUUAAAUUUUCUUGAGCACCCUAAAAAGGUUAAUAUGAUUAUGACUGUAAGCAUUAGUGCUGAUAUGAUUAACAAGCUGACCUGUAACUUUCUGGGCGCAGUGCCACUAACAAUUUUGUUCCUUUUACCAAUGGCUUUGGGCCUUUGAUGUGAUAACUUUAAUUGCCUGCCCUUCAAGUGGGGAACCAUAAAAGCCUUUCAAAGAUCAAAGUUCCCUCUAAAGUUCUCAAAUUCUCAUGGGUCAAAGAAUUGCCACUUUGUCUUGACUUUUGACUUUGUGGCUAGAGGGAAGAGGAAUUGAAGGUAAAAUGGACUGAAUAAAUAUGUUUAAACACA
Rubroshorea leprosula is the source of this 2426-nucleotide messenger RNA. The record is from the annotation of a GenBank genome assembly. Lineage: Eukaryota; Viridiplantae; Streptophyta; Magnoliopsida; Malvales; Dipterocarpaceae.